Molecule: messenger RNA, 798 nt
Organism: Diachasma alloeum
Lineage: Eukaryota; Metazoa; Arthropoda; Insecta; Hymenoptera; Braconidae
Product: A disintegrin and metalloproteinase with thrombospondin motifs 2
Exons: 4
Coding region: 1-798 (265 amino acids)
Biological process (GO): extracellular matrix organization; proteolysis
Cellular component (GO): extracellular matrix
Molecular function (GO): metalloendopeptidase activity
Source: RefSeq, a predicted model, not a curated record
AUGGCCAUAUGGAUAACCCAGUUCGAAAUACCUGAGUCGGUGAGGACAGUGCCAGGUGCUUACAUGUGUGACUAUCAAUGGCACUGCCUUCUGGUUGAGGAUGCUGGCUGGUUUUCCUCAAUUAAAAUUGCUCAUGCGAUCGGCCACCUGGUCGGACUCACUCACGACGGCGAUAUCAAGAUGAAAAAUAACUGUGCAUCGGAGAGUCUUCUUCGUACAACCAUUAUGUCACCUGAGAUACCCACAAUCAUACCCAUACCGGUUUGGUCUUCCUGCUCCGUGCAAGAAUUCCACGUCAAUAUCAUGAGAUAUCAUUGCUUGGAGAGACCCCCGAUACACUUGCAAAACAGUGCUUUUAUGUCAGGAGUUUUCUCAUUGGACGAGCAAUGCAGAAUUGAAUUUGGUGAUGGGUGGAUAUUCUGCAGUAGGAUUCUAGUGAAAGACCCUUGCAAGGAAUUAUGGUGUAACCGAGCCACCGGGAGUCGUCGCAGUUGCAUGACCCGCCAGACGCCAACCCUGGAGGGCACCGCGUGUGGUCGAGGCAAGAGGUGCAUAAACCAUACGUGUGAGGACGCAAAAAGGCCUAUUCUGGAGACGACUACUAUUAUGCCACUAACUGAAGAGUCAUCGACCCCAGAGCCUACUACUACUACUACCACUACCACCACCACUACUACUACUACCACCACCACAUUUCGACCAUUUGAACCGACGUUACCCACGAACAGUCCUCACCCCGCGCUAUACAAUACACCUUCUUAUUUUGACGAAAAUGAUAUGAAUCAUUAUCCAGUAUAA